This is a messenger RNA of Penicillium olsonii, 1578 nucleotides long. NCBI's taxonomy places the organism in Eukaryota, Fungi, Ascomycota, Eurotiomycetes, Eurotiales, Aspergillaceae. The record is from the annotation of a GenBank genome assembly.
AUGGUGUUCGCCCGGGGUGAUGUCUCCGGACACGAUGACCAGGCAAUAAGUAAGAGCUACAGCAUCCGGGGAAUGCAGUGGGAUAUUGACAGAGAUACAGAUCAUUUAGACCACAGCGAGAAUGUCACAAUCGUCACCUGGGAUGGCGCCGAAGACCCUGGAAAUCCAUACAAUUGGUCGCUGAAACAGAAAUGGAUCCUCACAGCGCUGGCAGUCUUCACGACCUUUAUCACUAUGAUGAAUGGCACGAUCAUCACCGUAGCCCACGAAGCGAUCAAUGAACAAUUUAAUAUCUCGGAUGCUAACUUCCCGCAUUCCUACUGGCCCGUUACCUCCUGGGCUGUGGGCGGCGCAUGCUUCUCAUUGCUCGUGCUGCCGUUGAUGGAAGACUUCGGCGUAAGAUGGGUAUUCCUGGGCACAUAUCUAGUAUUCCUCUGUUUCGUGGUGCCCCAGGCAGUUGCCCAGAACUUUGCCACCUUGGUCGUGACCAGAUUCUUUGCCGGAGGGUGUGUUUCGAUCCUCGCCAAUACUUCGGCCACGGUCAUUGGGAAUCUCUGGGAUACCGAGAAAUCUCGAAAUGUGCCCGUGAGUCUGUACAUCGUGACCUAUCUGGCGGGCAGCAGUAUCGGACCGGUGAUCGGGGCGGCGAUUUACCAGGCCCUCUCGUGGCGUUGGAUCGGUUAUAUCCAACUAAUAUGGUACGGGGCCUUCUUUCCGAUGUACUUCUUCCUGUUCAAAGAGUGUCGUGGAAUCGCAAUCCUGGGACAGCGAGCGAAGGCUCUGCGCAAAGAGGGUAAAAAUGCCUUCACGCAACACGAAAUAGACACACGAGACCAGUCAAUGCUCAAAAUCGUGGGUCGCAGUGCGAGCAGGCCCCUCGUCCUAUUCUUCACCGAGUCUGUGGUAUUCGUAUCGACGCUGUGGUCCGCGUUCACAGUGGGGACGCUCUAUCUCUUCACGCAAUCCGUGGAGCAAGUUUUCGCCGACCUAUAUGGCUGGAAUCCAUCGCAGGCCGGAUACGUCCAAUCAGCAAUCGUCAUCGGAGAAUGUCUAGGCUGGGUAGCCACCUUGUUCUCGGGAAAGCUAUACUUCGAUUCGGCUUCUCGAAACACCGAAAUCCCUGGUACCCCUAUCCCGGAGGCUCGACUGUACCUUGCCAUCGUCGGUGGAGUCACUGGAAUAUCGGGUGGGAUGUUCACAUACGCCUGGACCUCGUAUUCCUACUUUCCGUGGAUCGCCCCGGCCGUCGGUCUUGCCAUGGUGGGCGCCGGGAGUGUGAUCGUGGUCACGGGAAUCUCGGACUAUGUGGUGGAUGCGUAUGCCAAAUACGCCGGCAGUGCCAUCGGUAUCAUUGCCACCGGUGAGAAUACGCUGGCGGCCUUUUUGCCUCUAGCUACAAUGAGCAUGUACUCCCAUCUGGGUCCCCAGUGGGCCAGUACCCUAUUAGCGUUGAUUGCGUUAGUUCUAUCUUUUGCGCCAAUCUUGGUGCUUAUCUGGGGCAAAGAUAUCCGAGCACGAAGCCCAUUCAUGAAGGAAGCGAUGGUGGAAAAGAGAAGAAAGAGUAUCGACUCCGUCUGA